CCUUUAGUGGCCUGAAUGGCUGUGGGAAGUCCACAAUAUGAGAAUAUCAUAUAUCACCCCUCCAACGUGAGCUCUACAAUAUGAUAAAGUCUGGUCUCCACAAAGAUGGAGUGAUUGAAAUCAUACGGAGGUUUCCAAAUGGGAAUACGGAAAUCUCCUGACCAUGAUAGCACGCGAGAAGCACUGGAUCGUGGUGGAUACCGUUUGGUGUUGAAAAUUGACUCUAUCCUGGAUAACAAGGCCCGCGGGGUCAACUAGUCUCUGAUCUAGCUAGAGCAGACACCCUUCAGAAGGAUCUGUGCAUUCGAUCGGUGGUGGCCCGCCGAAGUUCGAGCCAAAACCCAUAUUGAGAAUCAAACGAGACUGAGGUUUGAUGCACCUUGCGCUAUAUCUUACCUACAAAGGUCGGCGGCGAUACUUCCGCCUGCUAUACCCUCAGCUAACCCAUGGUCUGCUCCAACAUGUCAAGGCAAAAGACUACACGGUGCCUCUCACAAGCCACCUGAACGUCCCAUCAUACCGCGGCGGGCUCACGGAAUCUCGAAUGAGCACAGAGCGUGAUGGUUCGCACUGCACCGCACGCGAGACGCACCCAGAUAUUUGGAAAACGACCAAGUCAACUAGGCAAGCGGCAAGCUCGAGUCACGUCCUUCGGGCAGCGCGAAGCGCAAUGAUGUCCCUGCAGAUCAGACGCAGGCAAUCAAACCGUCCAAGCUCCAGUCACAUCCUUUGGGCAGCGCGAAGCGCAAUGAUGUCCCUGCAACGCAGACGCAGGCAAUUGAAACGUCCAAGCUCCAGUCACAUCCUUUGGGCAGCGCGAAGCGCAAUGAUGUCCCUGCAGAUCAGACGCAGGCAAUCAAACCGUCCAAGCUCCAGUCACAUCAUUUGGGCAGCGCGAAACGCGAGGGUCAAGCCCCUGCAAAGCAGACGCAGCAUCCCCCGAAGUAUGCCAUCGUCCUAGCCAAGGUCAAUUCAGAGCCUUGGACUGGGCAUAUUUC
This is a messenger RNA of Aspergillus japonicus CBS 114.51, 998 nucleotides long. RefSeq lists its product as uncharacterized. The transcript has 2 exons. Lineage: Eukaryota; Fungi; Ascomycota; Eurotiomycetes; Eurotiales; Aspergillaceae. Bases 374 to 961 code for a protein of 195 amino acids. The record is from RefSeq and is a predicted model, not a curated record.